GAAACCUUCGCCCGCCGAAGCACUUAUGAAGCUAUCGCGCAUGAUACCUCCUCAACAGAACGCAACUCGCCUACCACCACCGCACGCGUUGGUAGCGCCACCCUCAAUCCAAACGUUGCCACCCGCCCAACCGGCAAUGGUCCUUCCCACCUCUCCACCACCCUCGAGCCAUACCGCCCGUGGUGCGCUGAUUGUCCUCGAAGGCUGCGAAGACGUUACCACGUCCUUGCAAUCAACGAAGCUGCUCGAAUUCCUAAAGAAUGAAGGGAUAAAGGCUUCCCUGUGGAAAUUUCCCGACACCUCGACACCAUCUGGCGCAGCGCUCAAAACCUAUCAGUCGAGCAAUCGCCGAACACAUCCUAAAACCCAUCAUCUGCUCGUUGCGGCGCACUGGUGGGAAUUGAUGCCCAUAAUGAGCGAUCAUUUGCUCAACGGUACCACCCUCAUCGUGGAUCGUUACGUGUAUUCCGCAAUUGCAAAGUCCGCUGCAGCCGGGUUGGACUUGAAUUGGUGUAAGAAUAGUUACGUUCAAUUGAUGAAUCCUGACCUAAUCUUCUUCCUCAACGUGGAACGGGAUUUCUCUGCUGACAAGGAGCAGCAGCUCCCGCAUGUUCAUGAUGUAUUUGGCGGCCCGGGUGCAAAUAGCGAUGGCGUGGCUGAGGAUGGCAGGCGCACGGCAGAAUGGCAAAAAAGAAUGCAAGAUGCGUUUAGUAAAUUGGCGGAAGUUCAUUGGAAGGUUCUGGACGCGUGUAAGUCGAACACACUUGUUCAUGCACAAAUUCUUGAAGCUUCGAUCGAAGUGAUCGAAAGAUGCCGCAAAUGUAACCCAGGCUACGGAGGAAGCGUUAAUAAUAAUUUAAUGACACCGAAUCAAUUCUUACCGCCAAUCGGACCGUCGUCGUCACCGGUUCAACCGUACCCCAUAACCAGCCUAAACAGCGCACCUAAUGGUCAACCGACGGGCGCACCUCAGUCAUCACCACAGCAGGGUUUGCCAUCCAUAGGGAGACAUGAUGGGUUCACUAGAUCAGUUCAUGUGCAAUUGUGA
Messenger RNA from Acaulospora colombiana, 1048 nucleotides. The record is from the annotation of a GenBank genome assembly. NCBI's taxonomy places the organism in Eukaryota, Fungi, Glomeromycota, Glomeromycetes, Diversisporales, Acaulosporaceae.